Neofelis nebulosa (Clouded leopard) is the source of this 10905-nucleotide messenger RNA. RefSeq names its product protein phosphatase 1 regulatory subunit 12B (gene PPP1R12B). The record is from RefSeq and is a predicted model, not a curated record. The transcript has 26 exons. Lineage: Eukaryota; Metazoa; Chordata; Mammalia; Carnivora; Felidae. Gene Ontology annotation, molecular function: phosphatase regulator activity; enzyme inhibitor activity; protein kinase binding. Gene Ontology annotation, cellular component: cytoplasm; Z disc; A band. Gene Ontology annotation, biological process: signal transduction. The coding region runs from base 166 to 3351 and encodes 1061 amino acids.
GAGCGUGCGGGCGGUGCUAGUGGCGGGAGGAGUAAAGAUGGCGGUGCGGGGGUCUCCGCCUUCUGCUCCCGGCUGAAGCGCUCGGAGAGAAGCGGCAGCGGCAACUGGGGCAGCAAUAGCAAUCCAGUGGUGGUAGUUUCAGCAGCGGCUGCUGAGGCCGGAGCAAUGGCAGAAUUGGAGCACCUAGGCGGGAAGCGGGCGGAGUCGGCGCGAAUGCGGCGGGCUGAGCAGCUUCGGCGCUGGCGGGGCUCGCUGACAGAGCAGGAACCCGCGGAGCGACGAGGCACCGGGCGGCAGGCGCAGACUCGUCGCGGGAGCCCAAGAGUCCGCUUCGAGGACGGUGCUGUCUUCCUGGCCGCUUGCUCUAGCGGGGACACCGACGAGGUGAAAAAGCUUCUGGCAAGAGGUGCAGACAUCAACACGGUCAACGUGGACGGUUUGACAGCCCUGCACCAGGCCUGUAUUGAUGAAAAUUUGGACAUGGUGAAGUUUCUGGUGGAGAACAGAGCCAAUGUAAACCAGCAGGACAACGAGGGCUGGACACCCCUUCAUGCAGCAGCUUCCUGUGGCUAUCUCAACAUAGCAGAGUAUUUCAUUAACCAUGGAGCCAGUGUGGGUAUUGUGAAUAGUGAAGGUGAAGUCCCCUCUGACCUUGCAGAAGAGCCUGCCAUGAAGGAUCUUCUUCUGGAACAAGUGAAGAAACAAGGAGUUGAUCUAGAGCAGUCAAGAAAAGAAGAAGAACAACAGAUGUUACAGGAUGCCCGCCAGUGGCUCAACAGUGGGAAAAUAGAAGAUGUAAGGCAACCUCGUUCAGGGGCCACAGCCCUCCAUGUGGCGGCUGCCAAGGGCUACUCUGAGGUCCUCAGACUUUUAAUCCAGGCUGGCUAUGAACUCAAUGUUCAGGAUUACGAUGGCUGGACUCCCCUCCAUGCUGCUGCGCACUGGGGUGUGAAGGAGGCUUGCUCUAUCCUGGCGGAAGCACUCUGUGAUAUGGAUAUCAGGAACAAACUGGGCCAAACACCAUUUGAUGUGGCUGAUGAGGGUCUUGUGGAGCACUUGGAGAUGCUCCAGAAGAAGCAGAAUGUGCUUCGAAGUGAAAAAGAGACACGGAAUAAGCUCAUUGAGUCAGACCUGAACAGCAAGUUGCAGAGUGGACUCUUUAAGAACAAAGAGAAGAUGCUCUAUGAAGAAGAGAUACCCAAGUCCCAAGAAAUGGAGGAAGAAAGCAAAGAGUCCAGCAGCUCCAGCUCAGAGGAGGAGGAAGGUGAAGAUGAAGCUUCUGAGUCAGAAACCGAGAAGGAGGCAGAUAAAAAACCAGAAACCAUUGACAACCAUUCCAACUCUGAAAGCAAGAGUAUUAUUACGGAACAGAUACCAGCACCAGCUCAGAAUACCUUCUCUGCCUCUUCAGCCAGGAGAUUCUCCUCAAGCCUUUUUAACAAGCCGGAAGAGCCCAAAGAUGAAUCUCCUUCUUCGUGGAGACUGGGACUCAGAAAAACUGGCAGCCACAACAUGCUGAGUGAGGUGGCCAAUUCCAGGGAAGCUCUAAGGGACCGAGGCUCUUCUGUCUACCGGUCAUCAUCAAGCCCUCGGAUUUCUGCUCUGCUGGACAACAAAGAUAAGGAGAGAGAAAACAAGAGCUAUUUUAGUUCACUAGCACCCCGGAGGCUCAGCAACACAAGUGACGUCGAAGAAAAGGAGAACAGAGAAUCAGCUGUCAAUCUAGUGAGGAGUGGGUCCUCUACUCGGCAGCUGUGGAGAGAUGAAGCGAAGGGAAAGGAAACUCCGCAGACAGCUGUUCCAUCCACCUAUGUAUCAACCUACUUGAAAAGUGCUUCAUUUGGUAGAAGUAGUGACCCCACAAGUCCCUACAUUUCAGCCAAUCGCAAUUCAUCUCCUGCUACCUCACCCAUUACCAUUGGUUCAUCUACCUCUCGGGGCAGCAAGUGGCAACCUGCCUCUUCUUGCCCUGCACCAAUCAGUGCAAACACUACUGCAUCUGUACACCAUGGCAGGACUCCUUACAAAUCACAGGCUGACUCAACAGCAGAGAAAACAGCAGACAAUGUCUCUUCCAGCACCCCGCUCUGUGUGAUCACUAAUCGCCCUCCACCUAACACUGCCAAUGGGGUUACAACUGCCACUCUGCUCUCCACUCCUGGAACAGACUCCUCUGUGGAAGCCAGGGAGAAGAGGAGGUCAUAUCUGACUCCUGUACGGGAUGAGGAAGCAGAAUCUUUACGGAAAGCACGCUCCAGACAAGCUCGGCAGACUCGAAGGUCUACUCAAGGCGUGACACUAACGGACCUUCAAGAAGCAGAAAGGACAUUCAGCCGGUCGAGGGCAGAACGGCAAGCUCAGGAGCAGCCUAGCCAGAAGCCUGCGGGCACUGAAGGGCUUGAGGGAAGCACAGAGAAGCAUGAGCCCUCAGCCGUCCCGGCAAAGGAAGCUGGCGAGAGCCGUCAACCCUGGGGCGGGAGUCUGGAUGAGGAGCCUGUCUAUCGUCGCCUGAGGUAUUCAGCUCAACCAGACAAACCCACAACACCAGUGUCUCCUUCUGCAUCAAGACCCACUCUCUACACCAGUUCCCAUCUGCUACGGACAAGCAGAUCUUCAGUCCCUGACUCUGAGAGUUCAGAGACCACCACAAACACUGCAGUUGCAAAAGAAAUGGACAAAAAUGAGAGUGAAGAUGCAGAUGUGGAUGAUCAGUCCUCUAAUAGACUGUCCAUCCGUGAGAGGAGGAGGCCCAAGGAACGACGAAGAGGCACAGGCAUCAAUUUCUGGACAAUGGAUGAAGAUGAAACUGACGUCUCUGAAGAGGUAAAAGCAGCAUUGCAUGAAAGACUUUCUAGGUUGGAAUCAGGAGGUAGCAACUCUACCAGCAGCGAUUCUUACGGUGACCGUGACCGGGCUUCAGCAAGAGCCCGACGGGAGGCACGGGAGGCCCGCCUCGCCAGCCUGAGCAGCCGCGCGGAAGAGGACACCAACAGGGAUUAUAAAAAACUCUACGAGAGUGCCCUAACCGAAAACCAAAAACUGAAAACAAAACUUCAAGAGGCCCAGCUAGAGCUAGCAGAUAUAAAGUCCAAGCUUGAGAAGAUGGCCCAGCAGAAACAAGAAAAGACCUCUGACCGAUCGUCGAUGCUGGAAAUGGAGAAACGGGAGAGGAGAGCCUUGGAGCGGAAAAUGUCCGAGAUGGAGGAGGAGAUGAAGAACCUCCACCAGCUAAAACAGAUUCAAACCUUGAAGCAGAUGAACGAGCAACUGCAGGCUGAGAACAGGGCCCUGACCCGAGUUGUGGCCCGACUCUCGGAGUCCGUCGAGUCCUCGGAAACCCAGGAGCUCUAGUUCUUGCCCCUCUUCUCCACCUCACUUUCCUCCUCCACCACUACAGGUGUUAACAGAACUGAAAUCCGACAACCAGAGGCUGAAAGAUGAAAAUGGUGCCCUCAUCAGAGUCAUCAGCAAACUGUCCAAAUAGACUAGGCUCCAGAUUUAGGAGGGAUAGGACGGCAUUUGCUGCCCCCAUGCCUCUUUUCCAGCCGUUGUCUUCCAACCAAAAGAAGUGAAUGUUUUGGUGGAAGGACCACUUCUUUCUGCCCCUCUUCCGGUCACCUUCUCUGCACUGUACAUUUCCUCUGCACUCUCAGUGCCCUGUUCCUCCUAUACCCCCACCCCCUGAGUUUUAUGACAGUUGUAAUUGAAGCAUGACUGUGAUAAUUGGAGCCAUUCGAGCCAUCUGGAGAAGGCCUCGGGGAGUACACCAGGCUCAGCUGUGGACCCCAACUUCCUGCUGCUCAGCUACUUGUCCACAUUGGAUUUGGUCCAGACACGUAAGGCCUCUACCCAAACCAGUACCCCACAGCCUUUCACGCUCUUCCAGUGUCCUCUGAUAUAGGUGAGUCUUACGGUGGCCACUCCAGGAUCCUGUCUGGGAUGCCAAGAGAAACAGGAUGUUGGCAGAAUCAUCCGACAGCUUCUGGAGCUGUGUUUCCAUUAGAUUCAAGGUGACAGUGACUCUGCAUUGAAGGUCUCUGCUAGUCUUCACCUCAGGAACUGACUUUUCUCUAACUCCUUGCUGGUGUUACUGUUAUUUUUUCUAUCAACAACCCAGUAACAUCCCUGACUAGUCUUAACUCCUACUCCUCCCUCAUGCCUCGUCCCCUUCCCCAGGGCUCAGAUGACCCUGGCUUCAUUUAUUCCUUUCCUUUCUAUCCUUUUAUUUUUCUUUCUGUCUCCCCUCCACCACCUCACCACAUGGUGUAAAAGCUAGAACGGAGCAUCUGACCUCCCUUGCCUUUGGCCGUUAUGGAAAGUCAUUUCUCCUGGGGCACUCUGGAGACCAGAAGAAUUGCCUUGGUGGCAGCACCACUGGCCUUCUCGCUGAAAAGCCAGACCAUGGCAUAAAUGUCAGCCCACUGUUCUCAUCUCCUACAUGUUUUCCCUACACAGUGAGUUUCUUUAGUAGAAAAUCUGGGCUCUGAACACCCCAUUCUGCCUCACCGCCUUUUGACCUUGUUUUCCUCUCUUCACUCUGGCACCUGCUCCUAAUGAAAAAGGAAGUCCUCGCAAGGAGGCAUGAGAGCUGAGGAGGGUAGAUUGAUGGGAGGUAGAGUAGGGAGUGAAAGCAGGUUGGAAAGACAUAUGGUAUAGAGUAGAGUAGCUGGGGACACUUGCAACCUCGUGACAAAGAAGGUACAAGAUGGCAGCCCAUCGUGCUGUGAUAAUGGUGGUGAAUGUGACUGUUUCUGGUGGCUAGAUUUAGGGGAGAGACCUUUGUUUCCUUAGAAGCCAGCAGGAACAAUGACUUCUUAACAGAGGUUGAAAGUGAUGAGAUCCUUCCAACCCAUUCAUGAGAGUCAUGGAAUCUUUGGCAAAGCCCAGAGAUCGUAUGAUGGAGCUUUCCAUUGUUGUGUCACAGGGACCCCCCCCCCCACACACACACAUACCACGGUCAGGUGUUCCCUGGUGGCUGUGCACUUAAUCCUUAGAAGUUGGGCAACUCUGAUAACCAGAAAGUUUUUCCUAACAUGAGUUAAGGUCUGCCUGUGGAUUCUCCACGUUGUCCAGUACUGCCCUUUGAUGUGACAACCCUUCAGAUAUGUGGAGGCGGGGAUCUCCCCUUAACCUUACUUCCAGCUGAUGUUUCCCCAGUCCUUUGGGGCACUCCCCACAUGGCAUACUUUUCCUGUCUGUCACAUCUCAUCUGUCGUCUCUUGGAAAAAAACAGCCUUUUAAAAUAUGCCCAGACCUGGACAGAUACUCCGUUAGCACAAAAUUAAACCAUUGGUCCUUGGUGAUGACCCAAUAUUAAUACUCAACGUAUUUGCUCUUUAUCGGUAUUCUCCCUUGGUUCGUUUAUUUUGAGUGUGCAAGUCAUUUAAAUUCUCCUCAUUUUAGAGCUGCCCGUGAUAUUCAGCGCUUUGAGUGAUCCAUUCUCUUAACAUAUACUACCUCUGUCCAUUUUUUAUUUCUUUCCAGAAAAUGACAAUAUAGUUCUCCAUGGCUCUUUGAGACAUUACAUGCUCUUUAAACCAGAGGCUAUAAUUCAAGAUCCUAAUUCCAAAAUAGGAAAUAUGUCUCCCCUGGCAAAACCCCAUUUUUAGAGUAUACAGAAGUCUCUCUUCCAUUUCCAACUAUUUUCCAAAGAAGCUGCUACUGAUUAGGAUUUUGUAUGAUCAUGGGAGCGCUGUGCACUCAGUUCUCAGGGAAUGCUAAAUUAGAGUAAAAUGUUUCCUCGCUUCCACUAUAAACAUCUCCUUCAUUCUAGGGAGAGGGGAAAUCAACACAAGGCGUUGAGUAAUUGGUUCUCCUGGCACAUCCUGGACGUUGGGCAAGGGAUGGGGGUGGUUGCUGCCUCUUUCUCAGAAAAAUAAUUAUUAGGAAAACAUUUUGACCCUCUUCCGUUAGAUAGACAGGGUAAAGGGGGUUACAGAGAGUUCCCUCAGAUCUGUUUGUGUCUUUCAAAAGCGUGGGACAGAGUCAAAACUCUUAGGGUGGUGUUAUGCCCCUGCUGCUUCACACAGCCCUUUCACAUUAAAGAUGCCUUUUCUUGCCAGAAAAGUUUUCCUUGUGAUGAAAAAUUAACAAGCUUCUCAAUCUCAGGAAUAUUGAAUUCUAUGGCCAAGAGCUCAUGAAAGUGUAAACCACGCUAGGUAAUUUCAGGCACUCUCUCCUAUGCAAUUAAUUUUAUUAGACACAUAGACUCUGAAUUCUGGUCCCUUUCCAGAAAAUAAAACACCCUUUCUUCACAGUUGGAUUGACUGGAAGCCCCAGGAGUGAUGGUUAGAGACCUAAUGACCAGCUGUGCACCCUGGGUGCCAGCCACAGCAGGCCUCCCUUCUCUUGUGCUGUUGGUCUCUCUGGUGGCCACAGAACUUCUGUCCUCAACCUGCUGGUUUAGAUGCCCGUGAGCACCCCAGAUAGCUCAAAGCUGCAUGAAUACUGCCGGUCUGGCCAACAAUUUGGGGCCCGGCUGUGUCACUUUAGUCUUUACAUGAGGAAUAUCAGAAUGAGGAGGAGAAGGUUCUCAGUACAGCUUUAUAUCCUCUGUUCUCAUUAAUUUGAUAUUUUUCAAAACCAAGCCACACCUUUGGGAGUAAUGGUUUGGCCAUUCCAGAGAUUCUCUGGCUGAAGUUUCACUGCGUUGCCUAUUUGUCUUUCAAGGGCUGCUUAUUCUUUUCCAGAUAGCUCUUGGGCAUGAUGGCCUCUGACCCCAGUCCCGGUCUCUAGUGCAACAGGGUUAUGCAAAUCUUGGGGUGUUGCCUUGAAAGAAUCUAAAGAAUAGACCUGCCCUGGGCUUAUUCAGUGCACUGAAUUCUCUUUUGGGCAGUCUCACUUGAUAUUUCCUGGAACCUCCCUGCCGUGUCCUAUCCAACAGCAGGAUGUGUUUUCUUCUCUUCUGGGCCUUCCUGUCCCCCAUUCCAUGUUUGAGACCAAGAUGCAUGCAUUGCUGUCUGAGGCCACUGGUGGAAGGAGGCUUCAGAUCUCUGGUUUGGAUCAUUUCACAUGCUUUCCCUGCCCAAAACAAAACGUGCUUAUUGGGCAGUUCCAAGAAGGCUGAAACCCCACGUAUCAGCCUAUGAAUCCCACAAAAAUGUGUGUGAACUGUCUUGCUAUCAGGGGCUUUUAACUGAGCCAGAGAUGAGAAAAGAAACUCUCAAGGCCAUGCAAUUGGUUCGGUCUCUGGAUUUCUGGCCCCAGUGCAGCCUCUCCUCACCAGACAGACAGAUACACUGCCUCCCCUCCGAGAAUGGCCAGCGUUUCAGCCCUGGCCGCUGGCACAGGAGAAGGUCCUGGCGACGUGGGUGCCCUCCGUGUGCGGUGGUGGGUGCAAGGUGAGCAGAAGCGGCAUGGACAUGAGAGAACUAUUUAAUGUGUUGUCAGCUAUUCGGCCUCCAGGCUGCUUUGCACCACAAAAGGGAAAGUGUGUAAAGGAUUCAGCAACUGAGCCAAUAGGCAGGGGGGACACCUAAUUCCACCCCACCCAGUGAGCCACCAUUUCCACUAGAGCUUAAGGACGUCACACUACAUGGACCCCGGCCGGUGUCCUUCUCUUCCAGCCAUUCUCAGGGGCCGUCGUUUGUGCUAACACUGCACCUAACUUUAGACACACAGUUGUCAAUUAUUGGUGGUCCCUGCCCAAAUGUAGGCCCAACUGUAACUGCAGAUCUUGGCCUCCAUGCUGGUUUUUAAGGCAGAUUUCAACCCAUCAAAGGAUGUGAUUCCUCUGACCCAAUAAGCAAGACAGCUUUGAGGGCAGAAUAAGGCAACAUGAAGGGAUAAGCCCCUAGGAGUCAGAACAUCGGAUUCGAGGGCCAACUCUUGGGACCUUGGGAAAGGCACCUUCCCUGUCUGCAAAUGGCGGUGGGACUGAUAAUCCUUGAGAUCCCUUCUAGGCUUCAGAUUCUGUGAUUUGUUUAUACCUAGGAAUUUCAGAAUAUUUCUUACACUCAGAAUUUUUGCUCUUUCCAAGGGCAAAAAUUCUUGGUUUCUUCUGGAUUCAAACUGUUUUAACAUCAGCAAGUCAAGGUUGGCUUCUCAUCCUUGUUAGAAAGUGAAUUUAAUACUGAGGGUAAUUGAAUGGUGUUGGCAAUUGCUUUUCCUCCUAAUGGCUGGGUAAGAAUAUUAAAACCUGCAGAGGUGGAAAUUGGAGCUCAUGGGGAAAUGGAUACAAAGCAAUUUGUUGCAGGCAGCCUUUGGACAAAUUGUUUUAAUAGGAAAUAGAGCUGCUCCUUCAUAGAUUUCCUCCACCUACCUUUCCUCCACCUUCUCGAAUGUGGUCUACGUGGCCGUUCGCAUCCAAAGAGCAGACAUUGCCUUUCUGCUUAGCACCAGCUUGCUCAUAGUCUUAAAUUCUGCCCUGUAGCAGCAAGAGAAUUUUCCUCAGUGAGAACCUCAGCCUUUAGUUCUGUUGAGCUCCUCUGGAUUCUGGACUAGAAGUAGGAGGUUCCAGUGCUGUUCACGAUGGUCCUUCCUUUAAGCAGGUCUGCAGGAGCACUCUACCAGGGCAGUAAAAGCUUUAGACCCUAAGUCCACACAGCCGUAUUGCAUAGAACAGCACUCAGCCCUGACAAGCCUCCUGCAGGACCGGGUGUGAGCAGAGUGGAAGGACAGAGACCCUGAAAGGGGAGGUGGCCAUGAGCUGCAGCGGGAAGGUGGGAAGAAGGCAGAACAAAGAGCAGCGUGGAGGCCGCCAGCCCCAGAGGAAGGGGUCACUGAGCCGUGGAGCCGCAUGCAGGGGAAUGAGUGCUGGCUCUCUGGUGCCCUCAUCCUUUGGCCCCCAGCGGAGCGCAGAUUUUAAUCAGCUUCCCUAAUGGGUAUCGACAUUGCUUGGGAGCAGCGGACCCUAUCAGGGAACAGCUAUUGAUCGCUUGUGUUCUGAUUAGAUUGGAAAACAGAUCAACUUCGCUGCUGCCCAGGAACUGUUAUUGUCACAGCUACUCGGGAAGGAGGUGGUCUCUGGGGACGGAGAAAAACCAAAUCGAGAAUCUUGACUAGCCUGCCAACGACUACAGGGGAAGAGACGCAUUCACUUGUCCUUUGAGAUUUGUGGGUGAGCGUCAAAUUGUACCUAGUGUGGCUUGCAACCCAGUGUCCCGGAAGUCCCUCAGGAAGAACUGUAAUAAGAGGCUGUGUUUACAGACAGGCACCACCGAUGAGUGAUGAAUUGACGAAUGAUCUUACCUAAAGAGGUUUAACAAUUUGGAGAGCACUCUGGCUUCCAGCCUGUGUGCAUACACAUGCACAUUUGCUAGCACAGAGCUUUCAGAAGGAAGUCUGGCAUAUUCUCGAUGAACCAGUUUUAUCCAAGUGUAUUGUCCUGUUCAUUCUUUUUAUUUUAUAUUUUGCUUUCCCCCUGCCGUUCCAGUCCCCUAAAGGACUUCUCCCUGAGCCAUUCUCCCAUCUGCUUAGCAUUUUGGACUGUGAUUCUUCCAGAGUGAUACUUUCCGUUAUUUCUCCAAAUUUCCCCCUCACGCUUCCAAUAAACUUCUUGGGUGUCCCCUUAAAGUAACAUGAGGGUGCUCUUAUGUCCUUCUCACCCUCACCCCCCCCCCCGGGAAAACAUACCAUUCACCCUUCCUCUCUCAUCUUCCUCCAUUCUUUGUUCUUUGCUUUUCUCACUUGGCGCUGAUGGUACUUAGGGGAGGAGGUUUUCCACAAAUCAGCCAUGAUUCCUGGAGGAGUUCCAUACGCCAACAACUACCACCACCACCACCCUCUUCUAGUUUCAGAGGUCCCUGGCUGUGCCAAUGGCCUCUCGGAAAUGAGGUUUGAAUGGCGGGCCUGUUCGACUUCUCCACAGACUGGCCAGAGAGACCAUGGGUAGCCGUGUCUAGUUUUUGUUCUGAGAGUUUUGACUAUUUCCAGCUAGAGACAGAGUGUCUUCUCAGAAGAAAACUUCAGCCCAUUGCUGCCUUGCAGGAGAAGAUUCAGGAAAGGCACAGUGACUGCAGUGAGCCUGUCUGAGCCUCUAAAGUCCCACAAAACCAGAGUUGGGGAAUGAGUGCAGAUCCUGAACAGGGACAUGUGAUGUCAGCAUUUACUAGACUCUCACCUUAACAUAUCUGACCUUGCCUUUUCUCCCUCCCACACCACUGAAGCCUGGGACAGAUCCCAGUGUGUCCUCUGGUGAAGAAGGCCAAAUAAUGAGCCAUUAGAGGAAGAAGGAUGUAGGGGCUCAAGCACAGAACACCAGCAGGGGUAGGAGAGGGUUCUGGAAGGAUGCACAAAUCCACAAUAACUCUGCUUCUAGUUAGUGUCCCUUGAGCCCUUGAACGAUCGGGCCUGCCACCUAGCUGGCACCUAAGUAGGGCCAUCAUCUCCCUGAAGAGGGAGGGAACACGUUUUGCCCAUGCACUCCCUGCUCUCAGAGAAUGUACGGACUUACGCCAUUCAGACUCAGCCUUUGUCUUUAUGGCUUCCCUCCCUCCGUUCUUCCUCUGCCUUGACCUUGAUCAGAUAGGGGCGAGAAGAGCUUAUAAGAACCACUCUGGGGUCUUCAUGCCUCUCCCAUUUUCAGGGUUGAAUUUUGUGUCUUCUCCACUCACUCCACUCUUCACUCCCGACCUCACUUCCACCGCAGUUCAAGCGCCAGAAGUAACGUUUCCAGCUGAGUUGUGUGGAUUAAUUUCAGUCCCUUGUAAAUACACCUGGGGCGGGCUAGGGGCAUUUAGGGAGGGGAGCCAGAUUCGCUUUGUGAAUUGAAUGUAUUUUUAUGCAAUUUUGAGUGGCCUUUCAACCCUGAGAUGAAUGAUUUUGUUUUACUGGUUGUUAUUAUAUAGUAUUAUUAAGUAUUCUGUGUUUGAAAGUUUGGGAAUAAUAAUAUUCACAUCUAUAUGAAGCCUGUAAACACAACCAUAUUUAUAAAUGAGUAAAUAAAACCGUGUUUUAACUUUGUGA